CGGAGUCAAAGAGGGGAAGAAGGGAGGUCGGGACCGGGGCCUGGCAGUUGGAGUCAGGCGGUGGAGUCCCGAGCCGCAGCCGCCUUAGCGGCGGGAGGAGCCGAGGGGGAUCAGGCCUGAGCUCAGAGGGGAUUGAUGGAGGCAGAAACCAAAACUCUUCCCCUGGAGAAUGCAUCUAUCCUUUCAGAGGGUUCCCUACAAGAGGGACAUCGACUAUGGAUUGGCAACCUGGACCCUAAGAUCACAGAGUACCACCUCCUCAAACUCCUUCAGAAAUUUGGCAAAGUAAAGCAAUUUGACUUUCUUUUCCACAAAUCUGGUGCCUUGGAAGGACAGCCCCGAGGGUAUUGUUUUGUCAACUUUGAAACCAAACAGGAAGCAGAGCAAGCCAUCCAGUGUCUCAAUGGCAAGCUGGCCCUUUCUAAGAAGCUGGUGGUACGGUGGGCACAUGCUCAAGUCAAGAGAUAUGAUCAUAACAAGAAUGACAAAAUCCUUCCAAUCAGUCUUGAGCCAUCAUCAAGCACUGAACCCAGUCAGUCCAACUUAAGCGUCAGUGCAAAGAUAAAAGCAAUUGAAGCCAAGCUGAAAAUGAUGGCUGAAAACCCUGAUGCCGAGUACUCAGCAGCCCCUGUCUAUUCCUACUUUAAACCACCAGAUAAAAAAAGGACUAGUCCUUACUCCCGAACUGCUUGGAAGUCUCGAAGAUGAUGGUUGGGAAGAACUAUGGCAGCAAAGAAACCUGCUUUAUACACCUAAACUCCUCUGCCUUUGUACUUUGUAGAUUUAAAUGGUACUAUCCAAGAGCACAAUCACAACGUUAGAGUUUUGUAACAUGGCAUUUUAAACUUUUCUUAUGGCUGUUCCUUGCCCGAAGUGUGUAUAGAAUUGAACACCAUCCCGAAUAAAUUGGAUUGCAUCCAGAGCUCUGACUUUAACACAGGGAUACUCUA
Molecule: messenger RNA, 950 nt
Organism: Gracilinanus agilis (Agile Gracile Mouse Opossum)
Lineage: Eukaryota; Metazoa; Chordata; Mammalia; Didelphimorphia; Didelphidae
Gene: RBM18
Product: RNA binding motif protein 18
Exons: 6
Coding region: 136-708 (190 amino acids)
Molecular function (GO): RNA binding
Source: RefSeq, a predicted model, not a curated record